Messenger RNA from Cutaneotrichosporon cavernicola, 771 nucleotides. RefSeq lists its product as uncharacterized. The record is from RefSeq and is a predicted model, not a curated record. The transcript has 11 exons. Gene Ontology annotation, biological process: fungal-type cell wall polysaccharide metabolic process. Gene Ontology annotation, cellular component: fungal-type cell wall. Lineage: Eukaryota; Fungi; Basidiomycota; Tremellomycetes; Trichosporonales; Trichosporonaceae. The coding region runs from base 1 to 771 and encodes 256 amino acids.
AUGAAAGCAGGCGUCAGUUGGCCCGUUCAAGAAGAGACUAGUGAUCCUCUCGCAGCCUUCUUUCAGCCCGGUUCCAAACUCACGUGGCACUACAACUGGAACAAGCGGUGGGACAGCCAACUCCUCCCUCACACGUCGCCAAACCUGCAGCUCAAUGCAGAGUUUGUUCCCAUGAUCUUCGCACCACCAUAUCUCAACAAUGGCGUCCAAGUGCAGGACGACUGGCAGCUAAUGCUGGGUUACAAUGAACCAGAUCAUGCCAAUCCCGCUGUCGCAGUGCAGACCUCACCUGCUGACUGUGCUGCUGCCUGGGUUGAGCUCGCAAAGCUGCGGACACCUGGCAAGCGGCUUGCCUCACCUGCCGUAGCAGCCGACCUCAACUGGCUCAAGGAGUUCUUCUCCUAUCUUCCGCCGGGCACCCAGCCAGACGUCCUUGCGGUACAUAUCUACACAACCACUUUUGAUUCUCUGCGUGUCCAACUGGAGGAGUACCAUCGCAAGUUUGGGCUGCCCAUCAUUCUCACGGAAUUUGCGAUGACGAGCUUUGACCCAAACGUUUCCCCUCCGCAGAACAUGCAGCAGGUCCACGACUUCAUGGGCCAGGCGACCAAGUGGCUGGACGAAACCCCGUGGAUCGAACGAUACGCAUGGUUUGGAACUGUGCGCAACAGUUUCAACCUACACGGCGUGCACGAGUUCAACCGCCUUAUGGACGCGCAGGGGAACGUGACUGCUUUAGGUCAACAGUACAUCAACGGCGGUCAUGACUAG